UCGGCGGCGCCAUGGCGACGGCGCGCGGCGGCGGCUUUCCCCGGGCGCUGCCGCCGCUGCUGCCGGUGCUGCUGCUGCUGCCGGUGCUGCCCCGCGCCGCCGCCGAGCAGGUCGUCCUGCUGGACUCGAAGGAGUCGCAAGCGGAGCUGGGCUGGACCUCGUACCCAUCAAACGGGUGGGAAGAAAUCAGCGGUGUGGAUGAGAAUUACAAGCCGAUACGCACGUACCAGGUCUGCAACGUCAUGGAGCCAAACCAGAACAACUGGCUGCAGACGGGCUGGAUUGCCAGGCGCGAUGGCCAGAGGAUCUUCAUCGAGCUGAAGUUCACCCUACGGGACUGCAACAGCAUCCCUGGUGUGACGGGCACCUGCAAGGAGACUUUCAAUCUGUACUACGUCGAGUCUGACUCCGACCUGGGCCACAGCGUCCACGAGAGCAAGCACACCAAGAUUGACACCAUUGCUGCUGAUGAGAGCUUCACGCAGGGGGACCUGGGUGAGCGUAAGAUGAAGCUGAACACCGAGCUGAGGGAGAUUGGGCACUUGAGCAAGAGAGGCUUCCACCUGGGCUUCCAGGACGUGGGCGCCUGCGUGGCGCUGGUCUCCGUGCGGGUCUAUUACAAGAAAUGCCUCGCCACUGUGCAGAACCUGGCCGUGUUUCCAGACACGGUGGCGGAGACGGCCUUCGUGACUUUGGUGGAAGUUAAGGGCACUUGUGUCGCUCACGCCGAAGUGGAUGUGGAUAACCCCCCCAGGAUGCACUGCAGCGCGGAGGGCGAGUGGCUGGUCCCCAUAGGGAAAUGCACGUGCGGUCCCGGCUUCGAGGAGAAGGACGGGGGAUGCAGAGCUUGCCUUCCUGGAUUUUACAAGCUUUCCCUCCGUCUUCCUCUCUGCUCUCCUUGCCCUGAGCACAGCUUCACGCAUGAGGAAGCCUCCACGUUCUGUUCGUGCCAGAAGAACUACUCCAGGUCCCCAUCAGACCCACCAUCUGCCUCCUGCACACGUCCACCCUCUGCCCCGAGGAACCUGGUCUACAGCCUGCGGCAGUCGUCACUGAUCUUGGAGUGGAGUGCCCCCGCCGACGCGGGCGGCCGGAACGACCUGACCUACAGCCUGUGGUGCGGCCGGUGCCCGGCGUCUCUGCGGGGCCGCUGUGAGCAGUGCGGCAGUGGCGUGGGCUUCGUGCCGCAGCAGACAGGGCUCGUGGACCGGACCGUCACCCUGGUGAACCUGCUGCCUCAUGUCAACUACACCAUCCGCGUGGCGGCUGUCAAUGGCGUCUCGGGCGUCAGCCCGCUGUCAGGGCAGCAGUACGCCGAGGUCAACGUCUCCACCGGCCUCGCAGCGCCGACUCCUGUCACCGACAUCCGCACGGAUAAAGUUGAGCAGAAGAGCGUCUCCUUGUCGUGGCAGGAGCCGGGUUUCCCAGCCACCAACGGCACCGAGUACGAGGUCAAGUACUACGAGAAGGAUCAGAGAGAUCAAAGUUACUCAACUGUGAAAACCACAUCAACGGCCGUGACGGUCAAUAACCUGAAGCCUGGCACCCUCUAUAUUUUCCAAAUCCGGACAUCUUCCUCGCCGGACUACGGAAACUACAGCCCUAGUAUUGAAGUGGAGACACUGGCAGAGUUGACGGUGGCCUCCAGCGAGCAGAACCCCGUCCUCAUCAUCGCGGUGGUGGCCAUUGCAGGGCUGACGGUGCUGGUGUCCAUGGUGAUCGGCGUGAUGGUCUGGAGGAGACAGUGUGGGUACAGCAAAGCCAGCCAGGACGGGGACGAGGAGCUCUACUUUCAUUUUAAAAUACCAACCAGGAGGACGUACAUUGACCCAGACACUUGCGAAGACCCCAUGCAGGCCGUGCACCUCUUCGCCAAAGAGCUGGAUAAUGCUAGUAUUAAAAUUGAGAAGAUCAUUGGGACAGGAGAGUUUGGAGAAAUUUGCCGGGGAUGCCUGAAACUGCCCAGCAAGCGAGAGCUGCCGGUGGCGAUCCAGACCCUGCGGGCAGGGUGCUCGGAGAAGCAGCAGCGUUCCUUCCUGGCAGAGGCAUGCACCAUGGGCCAGUUCGAUCACUCCAACGUCAUCCGCCUGGAGGGGGUCAUCACCAGAGGGAGUACCAUGAUGAUAGUGAUGGAGUACAUGGGGAAUGGAGUGCUGGACUCUUUUCUCAGGAAACACGAGGGGCAGUUCACGGCCACUCAGCUCCUUUGCAUGUUGCAGGGGAUUGCCUCUGGCAUGAAGUACCUGGCAGAGAUGGGUUACAUACAUAAAAGCCUUGCUGCCCACAAAGUCCUUGUGAACAGCAGCCUGGCUUGCAAAAUAACUGGUUUCAGGCGACCACAAGAAGAUAAGAUGGAGACCAUCUUCUCCACCAUGCGUGGGAAGAGCCUGGUGCUGUGGUCAGCCCCCGAAGCCAUCCAGUAUCACCACUUCAGUCCAGCCAGCGACGUGUGGAGCUUCGGCAUCGUCAUGUGGGAAGUCAUGUCCUACGGCGAGAGACCCUACUGGGACAUGUCCAACCAGGACGUGAUGAAGGCCGUGGAGGACGGGUUCCGCCUGCCCGCCCCGGCAAACUGCCAGCCACCCCUCCACCAGCUCAUGCUUGACUGCUGGCAGAAGGACCGCAGCCAGAGACCCAAGUUCUCGCACAUCCACAACAUCCUGAGCAAGAUGGUGCAGAGCCCCGAGCCCCCGAAGUGCCCCAGCUCCACGUGCACCAGGUCCCACAGCACGUCCAUCCCCCUCACCGAGCGUACCUUCUCAGCCUUCCCAUCUUUCAGCUCUGUGGGCGAGUGGCUGGAGGCGAUAGAAAUGGGGAGGUACAAAGACAACUUCACCGCUGCAGGCUACUGCUACCUGGAAUCGGUGGCCAGGAUGACAGCCCAAGAUGUCCUCAGCCUGGGGAUCACACUGGUGGAGCACCAGAAGACCAUCCUGAGCGGGAUCCAGACUCUCCGGGCCCAGGUGAUCCAGAUGCAUGGCCGAGGCGUGCAGGUGUGAAGCAGCCCCUGCAGAGGUGCAGAGCACUGACCCGGCGCUCCCGGGGAGGAGACAGCCAGCCGGCCCCACACCAGACCAAAUCUGUGAAACCUCCUGGUUUCAGGUGGGAUGUAGGAAUCGCUGGGCUGCUGCCAAACAGGUCAUUCCACGUGGCAAGAGAGCAGGGCUUCCCGUCCUCUGUGCCGGGGGAGCCAAAGAUUCCUGGGAUGUGUGCGGCGCACCUAGGUGGACGUGGCUCUCCCUAGCACUGUUUUGUAAGAUGAGUCAAACUGUAAUGAUACCAUUUCAUAUGGUAAUUAGGUUAACAGGGUGGAUCGACAUUUGUGCACUGUCUUAAUCCAGAGCUGACAGCAUUUUCGUAUCUAGCAUACUACUGGUGAAAUCCAUGGGUAUUUUUUAUACAAGCUGACAUGUUCUAGCAACCCCACAAGGAGCUUUUAUUGCUUUUAUUUUUAGAGACCGGAGCACAGCUCACACCCAGUGCUCAACUUCUGGAAGGUGACUUUCCCCAUCUGCUAUGCUGAAGGAAACUCUUUCCCAGCCGCGUCCCUUCCACUCCAAGAGUUACUUCACUGAGUCUUGACACCACAGUUGGUGAACAAAAACAAAUAUUCUCCACUAAAGUGCAGAGCAAAUGGUGCUGAACAUUUCUAAGGCUCUCUUGACAAGACAAUUUCAGGGGAAGAAAUUAAAAGCUUUGAUGAAGAGCGCCAUAGCCAAGAGAGGGCAGGCAGUGGAGCCCUUGGGCUGCCCCGCUGAUGCUCUCAGCCUUCACUGCCUUUUGUGCAGGUCUUGAUCCCUCAUUUUACUGCUGGAGCUCAGCAGUGGGGUGGGAACUUACAGACCAGAGCAGCAGCAGGCAGCAAACUGCUGCCCACACGCAGACUGAGCCCGCAGGCAGAGACCUGCCUCCCGUGCAGGACUGAUGCUAAAGCAUCUGUUGCUCCUUUAGCCUCGCUCCCCUGCUUCAUGCCUUGCAGUUUUGCGGGCAGAGCAUCCCGCAUCUCGCCUUCGCUGGCUUUGUGGGCAGCUGCCAUGGGCUCUGACCGCUGUCCCUAGGCUGUGGAGCAAAGCAGGCAGAGCGUGGCUGCACGCCCACAGCCGUGGGCUGACACCAGAGCCCGGGGUCUCCCUGCUGUCAGCUGAGCUGGAGCGUCCCGCUCAGAAGUGUCUGCUCUGCCUCAGAGCAGUAGAUGGAUGAGUGCUCUUCCCUCUCUAGGUCUGGAAGUUUUUGCGGGGGAAAAGGUUUUAUAAACAGUAUUAAUUCAGCCCACAGCAGCAAAAAGGAACCUCCCAGUUCAUCCAGAAAUGGGAUGAAAUACUGGGAAUCGGUUUGGAGUCAGAGAGACAGCGGACAUGGCUGUGCUUUGGGUGGAUGUUUCCCAUGUCUGCUCUGGCAGCGUCCCCCUGGCCACUGGAAGGGCCACCUCAGCUUCCCCUCCUCCGGCAGCCUGGCCGCUGCAGGGAAGGGAAGGGCUGCUGGAGUGUCCUGCUCUGCCGUGCCAGGGCAUCGGUUUUCCACCGCAGGUUAAUGGCUGGGCAGCGGUCCAUGCCCAAGCGCUGCUGUGCCAGCAUGCCCCACAGCACCCACAGCCUCUGCAGUGGGGCGCACCCCGGGUCUGGGUGUUCGAGGAGUCUGCAGGGGCUGUACCGAAGGGGCUGCGCACCCCAGCCAGAUUCUGGGGCUUGGGCAAAGCGAACUGUUGCAUCCGUGGGAUCCCUGAAAUCCUGCCGUGCAAUCCAGGCAAACCAGGGCACAUCAGCACUUUAUUUUGUUGCAGAUGGUAGCGCAGCACUGCCUGCCUUGCAGGCUGGCAGUUCCCACUGAUGCAGGCACGAUCCCUGACAGAAGACAUAAAUAGCAUCUGCUUAAUAAUACAAGUUUCUUUGAAGUUAGUUAAUUAAAUGGGUCUUUGCAGCCUUGUUCGGAGUUUUGUAGAUCUUUUAUUAUCAUCUGUAAGUAUUGCAAGUGAAUUAUUAAUGAUGAAAGGCAAAGAUUUACAAAGGGAAUGAAUGCUGUGGGAGAUGUUCAUAAUGCGGCUAGAAAUCUGUUCGAGUCAGAUCCUCCUAUUAGCCUGCCCCGAGGGGAUGAGACUCUAAAUGACGAUUGAGCAAAGGGCCCUAAGGCAGCCUCUCGCGCGGCCAGCACGGCACCGUCCCUGCCUGGGUGUCUUCCUUCUCUCCCAGUCGCACGGCCAAGCAGAGUGGCAUGACCGUAGGUGCUGGUGGCUGUCCUGGGCCUGCCGGCCUUCACAGAACACGUUACCGUCAGGAUCCAGCUUCUGCUUAGGAAAGCCUCAGUCACGGUGGUUUCCUUUUCACCGGCCCUCGGGCUCUUCUGGCUUGGCCGCGUGGCCAGGCUGGGUCCAGGGGUGCUCAAGACUGACAAGAUUUCAGUUUUUUCAGAUUGUUUAGCUUGAUUGCAUCAGAGAUCAGAACUCUCUGCUUGAACUUCACCAACCAGUGGUCUCAAGAAGGUGCCAGCUAAUGUUGGUUUAUCAAUUUCCUGCCUUGUGCCGGCCUUCCCAGGCAGUGCCGUGGUGAGCACCACACAAUCGCAGCCGCUCUCGGGUCCCACAGCCCCGGCAGGUUUUGAGCUCCUGGUAGCGAACACGAAGGGGAGCGUGAGCCAGCACAGACCAGCCCGUGCAGAGCUCGAGACAGCAACCCUCGCGCGGUGGGGCCGGGAGCUGCCGUCGGGCUGCAGGCACAGACAGAGCGGCCCCGGCAUCGUGCCUGCCAGCGGGCAAAUGCUGGGCAGGCUCCGGGGAGUUUGCUUCUCGCUGGGGUGAACAAGCUCUCUCCUUCCUGCCACCUUUGCAGCAACAUUGCCCAAUGUCACUUGGUUAGUUUUUUAUGGAAAUAAUUUGUCUUUAUGUUUGGCCCUUGUCCGGUCUGGUCGGUCACUCACCAUCCUGCAGUUUCACAUCCAAAAGAGUAAUAAUGGUGAACCGAAACCUUCAUUUGGUAGAAAUGCCAGAUCCCAGGGAUCAAGUGCAAUUUGUACACUCUUUAUGUUUACAUUUUAUCUAUAGAGAAUGUAUAAUAUAGUUCUCUAGGCAGGGAGUUGAACCAACUUGAUUCCAGAUCCUCUCCCCCAUCUCCCUGCUCUUGUCCUGUCCGGUGGGAUUUCCAGCAGCCUCCUGCGUCCAGAUGCAGGGAGCUGCGCUGGGAGGUCGCUGCCGGAGGGGCUGGCUCCAGGUUGGGGCGGCUGCUUUCAAGGAGGUCUGGGGAAAUGCAGGGCUUGGUGACAGAGUGCUUCAGAGUCUGGGAAUCGGACCUGGCCGUGAGCAGGCAGCAACGCAUUCCUCUUGAACCCCCCCGGAACAGACCCUAUCUCCAAAGUUACGGAUGUGAGGAGGGGCCCACGGCUGCUCUCGGAGCUGCCGGGAUCUGCUCCUCAGUCCCUCUGAACGUUGCCUAGCUGGAGAGAGAAACCUCAGCACAGCUUAUCCGGAGUCACGGCAGUUUCUCCUGGGCUGCAGUGACCAGUGGCUUGCUGGGAGCCGCGGGUCCCUGGGGAAGCUGCCCUGGCCGUGCGGGCAGGGUGCCUGCCCUCCCCCAGCAGCUGAGCUCUGCACGGGGCUGGCAGCCCCGCAGCCUCCUUGGUCCUUUGCGUCUGUAAUCCUGUGAUGCUCGCUCUGUGCCGGGUACUCCAAGUAAAAAUGAGAACAUCUUUCAAUCAUUUCUGUAGUGUUUCCCCCACUGAAUUAGGUUGCCGUACUACAUUCUGGAGGACAAUGAGAAUUGAAGGUGUAAUUUCUUUGAGUCUCUCUAGCUGUUCCCAAAGAAACUUAGUGUUUAAUUACUUUUCUGACUUACUCUGGUGAGGGACUCGGAUGUGUUUCAGAAAGCUGCUUCUUUUAGACAGUACGGUUCUGUGACCGGGACCGUGCUCUAACUCAGAAGCAAGAAGUAUUUGCUUUCCUGGCCUCUCCUUCAAGAAAGGAAAGAAAAAGCAUAUAAUGGAAGUAUGCUUUCCAGCCCAGCUUGUUGCAACAAUAAACUCUUAAUUGAGCUCCUCAUCUACACUGAAGAUAAUAAAAUGAGCAGAUUAAGCUAUAGAUUGUUAUGAUUUUAAAAUUAACUCGCAUCUUCUCAGCACCUCUCUUUGGGGAAGUAUUCAAUGCCUUAUAAUUAAAUUAAUUAGCAACACUGUUUUGAAGCUGCUUGACCAAGGGAAAUGUCUCAAAAUGACUUCAGUCUCUUUGCCCAUCCAGCCUCUGACACGGUGCAAGGCUCCUUCCCCCUCCCUUGGCUGUGGGGAAGCCCUGAUCACAUCGGUGCUAAUAAGGGCUCAGGACUGGCCGAGCACUCUCACUUUCUCUGCAGCAGCGUUAGCCUUAAUUGGCUUGUUCAGAGAAGAAAAAAAGAACAAGUGUUUUGUAAUCUGCGGGCUUUGCUGGAGCUAAUAACAACAGUUACAGAGGAUUAGAUUUUAGAUGUUCAGGCAGAGCGGAGGCCAGUUAUGAGCUGGAGGAGCAGAGCAAGCGUGUGUGUCUAAGCUCGUGUGCGGACAGGUCUGUCGACCCUUCUUGCACAAAGGGGAAGCACCUGGAAAGCAGCCCCCCCUCCCUCGGCAGGACGCUGUUUCCAUCCGGUGUCCUCUGGCAGAGCAGCGCGGCGGCUGUGCCUGCAGCAGCCCAAGGCCGGGUGCUUUGGGGAGCACCGACACGGACCCGGCGUCCAGCCUCGUGCCGUCGGUGUUUGGGAGGCUGGGCAGCGCGCUUCGCUGCCCUGAUACGGCAGCAGGAAAGCUGCUGUUCCUGGGCUUGGCUCUAUAUUCCUCGUGGGAACGUCUGCCCUGGGCGUUCCUCUCGGCUGGCGAGGAAAGGCACAGCGCUGCUCAGCACCCUGCAACACCCCCUCGCGUGAAACCAGAACUGGGAUCAAGUUGGUUCAUCUCCAGAUGCUUUUUGAUAUUCAUUAACCACGUGUUAUAUACUGUAAAUACAUACUUGAGAAGUCAAUAUAUAUUUUUAUAAGCUUGAAACAAAUGUAAUAUAAUAUCAUAAGGGACACCGUGUACAUUUCAUGUUUGAACUAUAGUCAGACAUCUCAAGGGAAUCACAGGUGGUUUGGAAUAGUUAAU
This is a messenger RNA of Grus americana (Whooping crane), 8091 nucleotides long. It is a transcript of the gene EPHA10, whose product is annotated as EPH receptor A10. The record is from RefSeq and is a predicted model, not a curated record. Bases 12 to 2999 code for a protein of 995 amino acids. NCBI's taxonomy places the organism in Eukaryota, Metazoa, Chordata, Aves, Gruiformes, Gruidae. Gene Ontology annotation, molecular function: transmembrane-ephrin receptor activity; protein binding; ATP binding. Gene Ontology annotation, biological process: protein phosphorylation; cell surface receptor protein tyrosine kinase signaling pathway; axon guidance. Gene Ontology annotation, cellular component: plasma membrane; neuron projection. The transcript has 17 exons.